Molecule: messenger RNA, 1190 nt
Organism: Dinoponera quadriceps
Lineage: Eukaryota; Metazoa; Arthropoda; Insecta; Hymenoptera; Formicidae
Gene: purple
Product: 6-pyruvoyl tetrahydrobiopterin synthase
Exons: 3
Coding region: 208-621 (137 amino acids)
Biological process (GO): tetrahydrobiopterin biosynthetic process
Cellular component (GO): mitochondrion
Molecular function (GO): 6-pyruvoyltetrahydropterin synthase activity
Source: RefSeq, a predicted model, not a curated record
UGACAGCAGCUCUCCGCGGCAUUAGUGAUACCAGAGUGAUAUCACGGAGUGACACGCGGUGAAGAGAAAAUGAGGACGAUAAGAGCGGCUAAGAGAAGAACAGACCAUAUGUUUCGCUCCCGUUCGAGCAGAAAAUCGUGACACACAGCCUUAUCAAUCCUCGUCGUCAAGUCGUAAAAGUGUCCGCUGGCAACACAUUUUGUAAACAUGCCGAUUGCAUAUCUGACGCGGAAAGAAAUAAUGUCCUGUUGCCACCGUUUGCACAGCGAACAUCUGAGCGAACAGGACAACAAAUUGGUGUACGGAAAAUGCAACAAUUUUUGGGGACACGGUCACAAUUAUACAGUGGAAGUGACUAUUCGUGGACCUGUAGAUCCAAUAACGGGUAUGGUUAUGAAUUUAUCAGAUUUAAAAGUUUAUAUGGGAAACGUAUUGGGUCAUCUGGAUCAUAAAAAUUUAGAUAAAGACAUAGAUUACUUCAAAAACAUGGUAUCGACGACUGAAAAUGUCGCCAUUUAUAUAUUUGAAGAGAUAAGAAAACAUAUGCCAAAACCCGAAUUAUUAUAUGAAAUCAAAGUUCAUGAGACCGACAAAAAUAUUGUGUUUUACAGAGGAGAAUAGUUUAACUGUAAUUUAACUAUAUGUACUAUGAACUAUAGUUAUUUAUUUAGCAUAUUUAUUACGCUUAUAUGUUACACAAUAUACUAUUAAAUAUACGAUCGCAAAUAUCGUAAGCUAACAUAUACAGUUUUUAACAUUCUAAUUUUUAUUGGAGUUUUAUAUUGCACAACAUGACAAGGAAUAAUUUUGUAUUCAGCGUAUUGUUUUUCUUCCCUUUGUAAUUGUUACAUGUAUAUAGAGACUAAGGUAACUAAUAAGUCCUGAGUAUUAUUGAUUAAGUAUAUUUUACGAUAUACAUUCCGUAUAUAGCCAAUACGUAAAAUAUAAAACACUCGAUGGUGCAUAUUAUAAUUCUCGAUAACAAUUCACGUUACAGCACAUUUAUAAAAUAGUCCUUUAUAAAAAAGUCAACAAGAGAGGGGAUACUUAUCACAAUGAUUCUAUAAAUAAUUUACUAAUGUAUUAACGCGCGUUUAUAAUCAUAAAUAUUCCCAAUCUUUAUUCCCGCGCAUGUAUCAAUUUCUCCAACUCGUAUGUUGCUUUCAAUCUUCACACAUAUGAGUACAAUU